This is a messenger RNA of Cornus florida, 1030 nucleotides long. RefSeq lists its product as uncharacterized. The transcript is spliced from 2 exons. NCBI's taxonomy places the organism in Eukaryota, Viridiplantae, Streptophyta, Magnoliopsida, Cornales, Cornaceae. The coding region runs from base 593 to 1030 and encodes 145 amino acids. The record is from RefSeq and is a predicted model, not a curated record.
UGUUCAUGAAUAAGAAUUUUUUUUUUUUUUUUUUAUGUGCAACUUAUUAUUCUUUUUCCCAGAAUUUAAGGACAAACCAACCCUCUCCAUUCUAGAAGCCGAGCAUGUUGGUAAUGCCUCUUCUUACCCAGUAAAGACCUUUAGCGAUCUCAUAACUGACGAGGCUUUAGAUUUGUAUGUACGAGCUCAUAGCUUAAAGGAAACCUUCACCCACUUAGAGAAAGGUAAGAAAAACAAACAUACUUAUAUGUGAACUUAUUGAUUUUUAGUUAAUAUCUCAUUAAGUAUUUCCUUUAUUACUUUUCAUGCAGGCAAGAAGCUCAGUAAAAGACUCCUAGCCCAAGUCCGGUCAAGUAAUCUCCCUUCUACUCCUGCUUCCAAAAAAUUACGAAGGGUAGGAGAAGGGAAUCAUGGUACAUCCGCAAGCCCAGGAGUGUUAUCAGGUCCUACUCUUGUACCUCUAGGUUUCAGCGGAUUUGGUGGGGUUCCUACUAGUUUCGAAAGUUUUUGUUCAGUAUCAACCAACCAAGCCUUUUCCCACGGGGAAUCGAUUCUCGAUGACGCUAAUGUCGCGAAUGACAGGUUACAUAAAAUGGAAGUAAAAGACAACACUGCCAGAUUGCAGAGUCUGCCAGCAUCUGAGCUUUCAAAGAAAUUUCUUCAUCUAAUCGGCCAGGGCACUACAUACUCUGUUGUUAUCGCCAAAGAAUACGAGAAGCUUUCCUUAGAGAUGGCUUCCCUCAAGGCUAAAUAUGAAGAUGUUACUUCUACACUUAAAAUAAAAGAAGAUGACUUGACUAAUGCAAAAUUAAACUUUCAAGAUGAGAAAGUGAAACUUACCAAAGAAUACUCUGAUAAGCUGGAAUUCGAGAAGCUAGCUGCUGUGGAGAAUUUUAAAAAUUCUAAUGAAUUCAAGAUGCUCAUAGGCAAGGCUUGCUGUGAUGGUUUUGACCGGUUCAAAGCUCUUGUCGGCAAAGAUCGUCCAGACAUAGACUUUUCUAGGUAUGACGUUCUAAGUGAGAGCGAAUAG